UCGUGAGCGGUCGAUCACGCAUGACCCAGAAUUCCCGCAAUCAUCAUGGCCGACCUGGGUCGGAAAAUUUUUCAUCUGCGCUGAAUUUCUUCGAUUCCUGCGAGAAAACGGCGACGAUGGAGCGCCUGAAGCUGAAAGACCGCAUCUUGGACAACAUCGCUCGGGCCGUGAAGGGGAUCCAGGACCUGCAGGCCUGUAAGGGGGACCCUGAAACUGCCUCCCCUCUGACCAAUCAGGACCGAGAGAUCCAAGCCUUGUGUGAGCACCUGGACCACGCCUUCCUGCAUGGGUUGCGAAACGUGACGAAGGGCUACUGGGUGGUCGUGCCGCACUUCACGCGGAAGGACGCCAUCAAACAGAUCCAGGAGAUGGGCAACGUCACCACCGACCUUGGCAGAGGCCGGGCGUGGCUGUACCUGGCCCUGAAUGAGAACGCCCUGGAGAGCUACCUGCGAGUGUUCCAGGAGAAUGUCGAACUGGUCAAGAAAUACUACGUCAGACAUGCCCUGCUGAGGGAUGAACAGAGACUGCUGGUGAUGACCACCCUGGCCUCAGGACUGGAGUAUCUCAAGUUUGAGCUGGAUGUGGAUGUGCCGUACUUGGACCUGACCUCCUCGCUGCCCCUGAGCCGAGACGAGCGCUACAGCGAGUACGACGAGGAUCGGAUUUCCCAGCAGAGCCUGGACGCCGUCUCCACGACCUCCAGCGUCAGCGGGUACACCACGGGGUCGGGUUACACCCUGGGGUCGGGUUUCACCACGCCGGGCUCCGAUAACGCCGUCUGCGUUCGCUCAGAGUUUGUCGAUAUAGAGUAUGUUGCACCGGGUGCAACUGUAGAAGGGGCGCUCUCGAACGGACCAAUCGUAAAGGAGAAAACUCCGGAGAAAGCGCAGCGCCCAGAUUCGCUCGAGCGAACAUUCAGAAUUUCCCGAAUCUCCGACCCCGGAGCGACUCCGAAAGCCUCGGCGGACCCAGGCGGACUCGAGGUGAUUCGUAAGAAAACCAAGAAAGGAAGUAAGAAGAAGAAGGCUGUUGCUAAGCAACAGGAUGCAACUCCGAGCCCGUCCGGAAGUGCUUCGGAGGAGUCGAGUCGCGCGAGUAGUAGUAGCGGCGUUGACGUACGAAAUUCGGGGGAGGGGCAAUCUGUAACAAUUAACGAGAGAAGAAAUGAAAGACUAGAUGGUGCAAAAACGGAAGCUACAGAACUGAACGCAGGAACGAAUGAAGCUUCGAGGGAGGUUGCAAACCCUGCAGGUCAGGGUGAAAACCGAGGGGGGCAGGGACAGAGCCAGGGGGGUGUGGGGGCAGAGGGGGGUGCACAGGGGGGACAUCCCCCUCAGCAGAACGUGCAAGCUCAGGCAGCUGGCUUGGUGAACGAUCUCGAGCUCCUCUUGACGAACAACAACGAAGACCUGAACUCGAACCCCACCAACUGCACGGACCAGACGUGCCAUGCCCACACGUACGGUCUCCCCCCGCCAAACCCGCCGGCGGACGCCGCGGCUCGCGGGAACGAACAGAACAACAUCCAAGACGACGACGUCGAUCUCCAAGGAAACUUCUCCGACAGCCCUCCCGUUUUCCCCUCCUUUGCGAACGACGUUGCGAACGAGGUCCCUCUGAGCGAGGAAAUCGCGGAAGCAGAGAGGCUGCGUCGCCAGCAGUACGACAGUGACGAAGAAGAAGAUUCGGUGACCUUGGGAAGCUCGUACCAGAGCGACGCGGGGAGUUACUCCGGAAGCGAGAAUAUGGAACACAGAACUGCGCUCGGAAAGGACGGCAGCCCGGGAGGCAGCCAGGGGGCGCCGCCCCCCCAGCGGCCAGCGCGUUUAAACCCGUUUGACCGUGACAGUCCUCGGAGAGGGAGGGGGGCAGAGGAUGGGGAUAGACAGAAGGAAAGAGGAUGGGAGGAGAAGAAUGGAGACUCUGAGGAGAAAGAGGAGGAGGAGAAUCUAGUGAUGAAGAGAACGACGCCGGACUCACAUGAUGCUGAUAUCAAGGUGGACAACAACACUCUCCUGUACCUGAUGUUGGAGGUCUUCAAAGAGGAGGGAGAGCAGUUCUCUAAGAUGUUCCGUUUGUCGACCGGCCACAUGGAAGGAGAUCUGCGCAGUGUCUACAUCUUAAUCACCGACUUCUGCAUGUACCUGCUGAGGAAAGGUUCAGGAGACCAACAGUUUGAGUGUGAAGACUCCAUCAGACACAACGACCUGGACUACAUCUCUAUCUCCCUGAACCACCAGUAUGUGCAGAUCGUCUGUACCAACAGGAGGAAACAGUUCUGGGUAGACUCAGGGGACGAGCUGCUCACUAGGAUGUUCGUGACCCACCUCCACGCUGCCAUGAGCACGGGGUUCCGGAUCGAGCCGUUUCCUGCGGUCCUGACCGACGCCACCACGCAGAAAAUCGCUCUACGGAAAUGGGCGGCCAAGGAGGCCAAGUGCAAUACGUCCGACAUCGACCUUCUGCUGUACACGUUGGUGCACUGGUGGGACCCUCAGGACUUUGCCCGGACACCUUCGGACUCUGGUCAGCCUUCCUCGCUGAGAGACGGCAUCACCAAGGACGGAGUUCUUCUGUACAAGGCAGCGACGGGCUACCUGAGGGGCACAACAUGGAAGUCUGGAUUCUUUUUGCUCAGGUAAUGUUUCUGUGUGUAUCAUGCUAAAGUAUUGAUUCAGUGGUUGUUACCUUUGCCAGGAGGGUUACGUUUUUGGUAGUGUUGGUACGUGUGUAUUUGUGAGUGGGCAGCAUAAC
Molecule: messenger RNA, 2757 nt
Organism: Branchiostoma floridae (Florida lancelet)
Lineage: Eukaryota; Metazoa; Chordata; Leptocardii; Amphioxiformes; Branchiostomatidae
Product: pleckstrin homology domain-containing family M member 2-like
Exons: 13
Coding region: 21-2645 (874 amino acids)
Biological process (GO): regulation of protein localization; positive regulation of membrane tubulation; Golgi organization
Cellular component (GO): endosome membrane
Molecular function (GO): kinesin binding
Source: RefSeq, a predicted model, not a curated record